UCCAGACAUCAUCAACAACCUGGAACUGCUCUCAACGACAUCAAUUCACCACAGCUGCCAAUAAAUCACAAUGGAACACCCAAAAAGACAAAUCUCUCACGUUAUCCACCUGCUCACAGAAGGAUCUCCAGCAGAUCAGCGAGAUGCUCUCGAAACAUACUUCCUUCCAGACUCAACGUUCAUCCACCCUCUCUGCCGCGUUCCGAGCUUUUCGCAUGUCUCGUUGCCUCUGAUAGGAGAAAUCAAUUCAAGAUGGGUCAUCUGGAUGAUAUAUCGCUGGUACAAGAUUCUCUCUCCUCGUAUCCUGCUGGAUGUUGAAUGCGGAGCAGAAUUCAACCAGAAAUCCCAAAUCCUCUUCGUCGAGAUCCAUCAAAUCUUUUCCCUCUUCUUCGUCCCAUUCUACAAAUCGAAUGUUCAUCUCACAACGAAAUUGCGACUCGUCCAUGCUGAAGACGAUAAUAAAUACUAUAUCAAGUCUCAAGAAGAUCUAUACCAAUCGAAUGAAGUUGUCAAGUUUUUCUGGCCGGGAGGAGCGACUAUCAUAUGGUGUUGGCAGAUUUUUGCGACUUGGUUGUGUAUUGUGGGUGCGCUGCUAUUGGCACCAAUUACAUGGGUAGAGCAGAGGCAUUCGAAUCAGGUGAAUGGGGUGAAGAAGAGCUUGUAA
Molecule: messenger RNA, 664 nt
Organism: Mollisia scopiformis
Lineage: Eukaryota; Fungi; Ascomycota; Leotiomycetes; Helotiales; Mollisiaceae
Exons: 3
Coding region: 71-664 (197 amino acids)
Source: RefSeq, a predicted model, not a curated record